AGGAUAUCACUGACGAAGAACUGUUUUGUGUUUUUCUUUCCUUUCUCCCACAUUCAGCGGAAAACUGGCGAGCAGGGACUUUUUUGUUCGUGUAGGUAUUUGUUGUGGGAAUGUGUUCGCCUCGGUAUAAUGACGCGUCGAUUGCCGUUGAAUUUUCUUCUUUAUUCUCACAUUGGAGUCAAAACUGCGUUUUUCCUCCGCGCACUUUCCGCCGCAUCUGCAUCCUAACCGAGAUACCUAUACGAGGUUUGACUCUUUGGUGGUGUUGUUAUUUGUUGGCUCCGGUUGGAUGGUAUCUCGGGUGUUCUGUUCGGGUUUUUGUUGUUUUCCAUUUUUUGUUGGUUCGGUCGCUCUUUUAUCAAAAUAUCAACAGUGGAACAGAUUAUGAUGGGACCAUUAUGUGUUUAGAAUUCGACUUGAAAACAUCGUCGCGCGAACGGAAGAUAUCUCGCUUAUUCUCGGUCUGAAUCGGUGACUGGCUUUGGGAACUCUAACGGCUUCCACGAGUGCAGAUAAGAGGGAAACACCGGAUUUCGGAUAGGAUUGCUCGCGCUUCCAUACCGUGUGAUCUCCCAAAGGUGUGUUUGCCAAAUGUUAGAAAAAAUGUUGCAAUGUGAAUUUGUCAAAGCUAGAAAAUCAACGCGAAAUACAUAAAAAAGGGUAAAAAAAUGACCGAGAUCGAUUGCAUCUGAACUGCACAUAAAAAAUCGCACUGAUAAGAGGCAGACUAAUUUAGUACAUGCUUUCAGGGGACAAUGAUAGCGGAGUCGCGUUGUUGCAAAGAUAAUUGAAGUGAAUUGAUUGCAGUGUUUGACAAAAAAAAAAAAAACGUAAACGAAUUGCUCCAGAAGAGAUAUCAAACUCGACUAUUUCGUAAUAAAGUGAUAUAAUCGUUAUACGGAGAGCACAAGUGGCAAAUAAAACGCCGAAAUAAAACAAAAGAAUUGUGAGUGACGCGGGACAGUGGCGUGUGCUGAGCUGUAGUGACCUAAUUAGACGACAACGCAAAAAAAUCUCAAGUUCACAAUGGACAUGACCAUUGCUUCAAAAUUGCACCUGUCAUGCAGCAAUAACGGAAACGGGACUCCUAACUCAGUCGGAAGCAGCAGCAGCAGUAGUAGCAGUGGUGGUGGUGCCGCUCCCGGAAGUGAACACAUCAAACGGCCGAUGAAUGCUUUCAUGGUGUGGUCCCGGGGGCAGCGGCGGAAGAUGGCACAAGAUAAUCCCAAGAUGCACAACUCAGAAAUAUCGAAGAACCUGGGAGCACAGUGGAAGCUGUUGACCGAGGGUGAAAAGAGACCAUUUAUUGACGAGGCGAAGCGACUAAGGGCCCUUCACAUGAAAGAACACCCCGACUACAAAUACCGUCCCCGGCGGAAGCCCAAAACCUUGGUCAAAUCACCGACACCAGCCAACGCAGCCAGCAGCUCAUCACCGGUAACCUCCAAGGAGCCGCUGCGAUCACACUCACCCCAAAGCAAGUCACCGUACAGCCCCUCCCCUCUGGCCACACCCAUCAGCAUCCCUCCGGGGAUCUUCCCUUCCUAUCACUUCGCCUACGAUCUGCACCAGAAAGCGUUCUGGAAUCUCUACGGCUCCCACAUACUAUCGACGAUGGUUCCUCCCUACACUGUACCCCCACACUCUCCGCAUCCACUGGCCUACAUCAAACCUUCGAAAUCAUCCCCUCCAUCUCCUAUUGCGCCUCCUUCACCCAUACCGUCGAGUAACGUCAUCUGACCUACGCCGCUGCGCUACAGUGCAGAGCAUAGCGUCUAAGGAAUCCCCAAUCUCCGCUAACUUUGCUUGCAACAUCGUCUGGUGUGAACGCAAAUUAAUUCAACAUAGAAGAAUGUCCGUGAAACCAAUAUAUGAACGCACUAUUGUUAGUUUUGUGAUAGGCUUCAACGAAGGAGAAAUGAAAUCUUAUUCAUAUCAGUGCAAGCUACGAAGGAGAAACCAUCCCAGUGAAAUGAAAAUCAUUGAUUUUACAAUGACUUAGGUUCGUUACAUUAAAGGAUAUCAAAUCAAUCAAAAUUGUUACGAAAAUUAGUUGAAUUUAGUUUUUUGUUCUAAGAUUCGGCAACAAAUGAUUUCUCAUUUAUCGUACACCUAAUUGGUAAGAGUGCAAUAGGUAAACUUAGUAUUAAUUAAAUAAAUUAGAGCUCAUUUUAGAUUUAGCCCACUGUAAAUAUGUCCCAACUAUCAAAGACAAGUCCUGAAAUAAUGUCUCAAAUUCAAAGAAAAGCAAGAAAACCGUUAUCAAAACGUUAAUACAAAUAUAGUUGUUUGUCGAGAUUGUAAUGGUGUGUGUAUCGUGAGAUAACUCAAAUCCGUCAGUAUCACACACCAAUCUCUGUUAGGGAACGGUGAGAACGAAGCAUUCCUUGCCAUUUACCGUUGGAUAUCGUACGUAAAACACGUCAUCCUCUUCGGAUGAUCAAACAUAUAUGCAUGUAUCUGUAAAAUUUGGUGAAGAUUUGACACAGUGCUCUAUUUCUCAUUACAAUUUACUUUUAAUAAUAAAAAUGCGAUUAUGUCGAAAAA
Messenger RNA from Aedes aegypti (yellow fever mosquito), 2547 nucleotides. RefSeq names its product transcription factor SOX-3 (gene Sox21a). The transcript is spliced from 2 exons. Gene Ontology annotation, biological process: cell differentiation; anatomical structure morphogenesis; positive regulation of transcription by RNA polymerase II. The record is from RefSeq and is a predicted model, not a curated record. Gene Ontology annotation, molecular function: RNA polymerase II cis-regulatory region sequence-specific DNA binding; DNA-binding transcription factor activity, RNA polymerase II-specific. Bases 1027 to 1740 code for a protein of 237 amino acids. Lineage: Eukaryota; Metazoa; Arthropoda; Insecta; Diptera; Culicidae.